CGCGUCUGCAUCUAGUACUCCUCGGGCACAAUCGUGAGCCUUCUGAUAUCAACAUCCGCCCCUUACAUACUCUCACCACUGACCCGUGGACGCUUUCGAUGUCGUUUGAGCAUGUAGGUCGGAACAAAGCUCGUCAAUCUUCAUCCCACCCCCAUCAAAUCAUCCUCAAUCCACUGAACCAAACGGAGAAAGAGCUCCUUGUCCCGGAUUUAGGUACAGACAAGGUCUGGAGACUCACCAAAUGGAAUGAUGGCAAGUGGUCCAUUCACGAUCACAUUGACUUUGAAGCAGGGGGUAGCCCACGACAUAUCGCAGCUCGAGGAAAUACCCUUUGCACGCUACUGGAGCUCACCUCAAAGCUUGCUGUACAUACCUUCCCGCCGCUUCCGGUGCCCCCUACUCGUCUUACUUCUCUGUUCACACUUUCUGCAUUACCGAUACCGGAUACCAUGUUGGCAGUGGAAAUUCUGCUACCCGAACCCAAUGAAUCCUUCCCUGAAACAUUCAUCUACACAUCGAACAGAAACGACCUUCAUUCAGAGGGUGACACGAUUGCAAUAUUCUUCCUUGCCGCCAGAGAGGGACAGCCAGAGCUUGUGAACGAGGUGUGUACGGGGCUAAUUCAUGUCCGGGGAAUGGUGUUUGGAGGUGACGAAGAUAAGUAUCUGGUUGUAGGUGGUGUGGAAGGUGGCGGAGUGAAGGUAUUUGAGAGGAUUGAUGGUGGCAAGGGACUCCAAGAAAUUGGGAAGCUCGGUGAAGACGUUGUAGGCCGUCCCACUGGCUUCUUGUGACACCGAGAGGUCAAGAUGUGAACAGGUGGACAUGCGUCUGCUCGCCAGCUGGAGUGUAGCGUUUAUGGGUGUCCGUCGCACCAGGUCGAGGAUACCAGUUGUGUAGUAUACUUGCUUGUA
Molecule: messenger RNA, 911 nt
Organism: Suillus discolor
Lineage: Eukaryota; Fungi; Basidiomycota; Agaricomycetes; Boletales; Suillaceae
Product: Lactonase, 7-bladed beta-propeller-domain-containing protein
Exons: 2
Coding region: 99-791 (230 amino acids)
Molecular function (GO): protein binding; 6-phosphogluconolactonase activity
Source: RefSeq, a predicted model, not a curated record